UCACCGGCGUGUAUGGUUAUACGCUGGCUGAGUGGUGGAAGUUUUUGAGAGACGAUCCUUUAAAUCAGACUCUUAUUACAUAACAGUGACUGGUCGUGACUUAAGGAAACAACAACCAUACAAGUUGCUCUAUUCUGGAAGAUAUUCCCUGCAGAAAGUCCAUGAUAUUAUAGGAUUUAGUGGAAAGAGUGGACACCCGCAAGUGUGGUCGCGUAUCGGGCGGCGCGAGUCUUGUUUACGGGUGCAGGAAGUUCGUGGAGGGAGUUCCCCCGUUGGAAGUCACCAAAGAUAAGAUUAAUCGCUGUCUCUCGGCAAGGAUCUCCAACCGACCUGUCAUGGGCAACGUGCGGGCGGGCGUGGGCGUCGCGGCAUUGAUGCUGUGGGCGGCAGUGGGCGUGCAGGGUCAUGGCAGACUGAUUGAACCGCCAUCCAGAUCUUCUGCUUGGAGAUACGGAUUCAACACGCCGCCCAACUACAACGACCACGAGAUCUACUGCGGCGGGUAUGCGAGGCAGUGGGGCCAGAACAACGGCAAGUGCGGGCCGUGCGGCGACCCCUGGGACGCGCCGCAGCCUCGUGACAAUGAAGGGGGCGGCAAGUAUGGAAGAGGAGUCAUCGUAAAGAAAUACAAGCAUAGCAGCAUUGUGAACCUUGGAGUCCAGCUCACAGCCAACCACAUGGGUUACUUCGAGUUCCGCCUGUGUCCCCACAAUCAGCCCAACAAGCCUGUGACAAAUGAGUGCCUGGAUCAGAAUGUUUUGCAGAAGGCCGAUGGGUCAGGCUCACGGUAUUAUCCUGGUCCAGGUGCCAAGACUUUCUAUUCAAGAUACCGACUUCCCCUUGGACUGACUUGCAAGCAAUGUGUUCUGCAGUGGCGUUAUGUAGCUGGCAAUAAUUGGGGUAAAUGUGAAAAUGGCACAGGAAUGGUUGGCUGUGGACCUCAGGAACAGUUCCGAUCUUGUUCAGAUAUCACCAUCACAGAAGAAGAUGGAUAUGCUGAUGAAACACCCAGUUAUGUACCAGACUACGAUGAUUACAAUGAAGUUGACACGGAGACUCAGGAAGGAUUACCCAAAGUACCUGAAGACACUGCCAACCAUGUGGGACACAUUGUGGCACUCACCCUAUCCUUCCUGUUGGUUGUGCUGGUCUUGUUUGGUCUCGUUGUAUACUUCUACUGGGCUCGUGAUGCUUUCAAAGGCUUCAUGAAGAGCCAGGCAGGGCGAUGGUCAAAGACUCCUCCACCUGUACCAACCUCCGCUCCUCAAAAGAGCUCUAUUAUUACAAUUUCUGGACCUAUAGGAGCACCUCCACCAGUUCCUCCCCGUCGUCAGCGAUCCAUUUCAGGUGGAGAACCUGCUUUGAAUUCUGAUCAAAAGGAGAUACGAUCGAUCAGUGCUCCCACUAGGGUAACUAUCAAUGGCAUUGCUGUACGUCCUAGUGGUGCUGAUAAUGGCAUUUCACAAGCUCGACUUCAUGUCCCAGAUGAUUGAGCAGUGUAAUAUGUAACCUCUGUAAUAUUAAUACAAUGACUGUUUUGUGUUUUUGGGAUGUAAAACUUUUUUUUAGUGUUACCAUUCCAAUGUAAAAUUACAUUCAUCUCUGUAGUGAAGUUUACUUGAAUAUGUAUAGCAUGAACUCCUAAGCAUUCUUAGUGUAGCUGGCCAGUUCUUAGUUAUAUUUUUAACUACAACCAGUGCUUUGUGUCUGAUACAAGUGAUACUGUCGACUUUUGAAAAUAUGGAAUAUUUAUAAUAUAAUGAUAAUAUAUAUAUGUUCCAAAUUCAACAUCACAAGUGUAUUAUUGUUCACAACCGAAAUUGCUAAACUAAGACCAAGGAUACCAGUAGUUCCUAACACUUAAUGAAAUAAGUAACGUUAGAUUGCACCAAACAUGAUUUUCUCUGGGUAUUAUAUAUUUUGUUUUUGCAUUUAGGCAUUUGAAGCAUUUCAUAUAUUUUACAACGCACUAGGAUUUCCAAGGUUAACGAGGAAUAUUAUUUGAAAAUUAUGUUAAAGAUUUUACUACCAUAGGUAUUAAUUUAAAAUCAUGAAUAUUGUCAAAUCAUUCUUUAAAUUCUUUAAAUUGUAUUAUUCCUGAAGGCAGUAUUCUUAUUCAUUGAAAAUUUUCUGCCAUGUCAUUAGCACUAUAUCCAGAAUAUAGCAGUAGAGUGGGGCUUGGGGGCAAAGCCCCCAGAUAAGGACGCUUGUUGGUUCAUAGGGCAAUGUUUUAUGGACUCCCAGAAUGGUUAAUGAUUAAAACAAAAAGUCAAAUAGCAUUAUGAUAAAGUAUUGUGGUGAAAAGGGUAAAAUAACUUAAUGAUUAAGAUAUUUUAUAUUCAUUGAAAAUUUCUGCUGCAUGUAAGGUCAUGAAAAAGUAUUAUGGCAAAGAGUUAAAAUGACUUAAUGAUUAGGGUAAGUGGAUAGAAGGGGAUGAAGAAAAGAAGGAAAAGGAAAGGGGAAGAAAAGACCAUAAAAAAUGUAUUGAGGUGUGGGCUGAGGUCCAAGGCAGGGGUAAUCCCCUACAUUGGGUAUAACAUCAAAGUGCAUGGGAUUGGGGGUCUGAAGGCAGUAGUGUGAUUUGGGAGUGGAUAUAUUUAUCUACUGAUAAAUUUCUGUCAACAUUUAAAGUCAGUAAUGGCGUAUUCCAAAUAUAGUGAUAGGGUUUGGCUAAGCUCCCUGGAAAGGAUGUCUUUUGGUUCAGGUGAUAUUUGUGGAUUCCCAGAAUGGUGAAAACAAAUGUGGUAGACAUCAAAGAUCAUAUAGCAUUCUGAUAACAUAUUGUGGUAAAAAGGGUAAAAGUGAAAUGAUUAAGAAAAGUGGAUAGAAGAGAAGGAAAAGGAAAAGAAAACAAAACUAGUUGAGGCAAGAACUGAGGCUCAAAGUAAGGGUGACCUACAUUGGGCCUGAAGUCUGCAUCUCCUAAGCCUCCACAACAAUUAACCAGGGAUUGGGGGGUUUGAGGGUGGAGUGUAAAAACAGUAAAUAAAUAUGAAAUGGUCUUUAGUCAUAUAAAACUUUAUAUAUUUUUGCUGGUACAAUUAUUGUAGGCCUUUUGUAAAUAAAGGAUUGUCUUGUUGAUGAUGUAAAGAACUUCAAUUUUGGAACAAUUGACAUUUAUUGGACAUAAAAUUUAUUGCAAAGGUUGUGGAUUAGGAAGGUACCAGUUUUGACAGUUAAAAUAUUUUGCAGUCAAGUCUGCAAUUCUUGAUAAUGUCCUGCUUCACAGAAUGCAAGUGUAAUAUUCAAGAAUCUUCCAGUUGUCCCAUUCCAUGUGUAGUUCUCUUUGUGAGUAGGUUCUUGCAGGCCAAUACUACUAUAAAUUUGUGGAUUUCCUGUACAUGAAAGCCACUACUUAAUGCAUUAGAGAGAAAAGGCUUCACUGCCUUUUGCCAUUUAUGGCUUUAUUUAAUCCAUUUUACUUAGAUUUGUAAAAAAGAAUGCCACCAGUAACUAGCUUGUGGUAAUUCACAAGCGUGAACGGCCAAAUUUGCUGUUGGAUACGAUUAUUGCCUGUCAAACUCGAUGGCAUGUUAAUGAAUGAUUGUUAAGUCAUGUGCAACUGACAUGAAAGCAAAUAUUUUUGUACUGGUGAAGCAAGAUCCCUUGUGAUUCUUGUAAUGUGAUGUAUUCCAGAAUUUAAUAAAUUUCCAUUUAUUA
Penaeus indicus is the source of this 3660-nucleotide messenger RNA. RefSeq lists its product as uncharacterized. The transcript is spliced from 6 exons. The record is from RefSeq and is a predicted model, not a curated record. Bases 336 to 1493 code for a protein of 385 amino acids. Lineage: Eukaryota; Metazoa; Arthropoda; Malacostraca; Decapoda; Penaeidae.